This is a messenger RNA of Myotis myotis, 2913 nucleotides long. It is a transcript of the gene ZNF132, whose product is annotated as zinc finger protein 132. Lineage: Eukaryota; Metazoa; Chordata; Mammalia; Chiroptera; Vespertilionidae. Gene Ontology annotation, biological process: regulation of immune system process; regulation of cytokine production; negative regulation of transcription by RNA polymerase II. The record is from RefSeq and is a predicted model, not a curated record. The transcript is spliced from 3 exons.
UUCCGUAGCUGCUGCGGGUAUUUGUUUCGCACGGGGAGCCCCGCACCGGCGGCCGCUGGAGCGAAGGAGACGGGCUGGGGAGUGUCGGACCUUCGCCGCGACUCUACAGACAGUCCCACCCCCGCGAACGGUGCCGCCUUCGGUUUCCCGGAACCGACGCGAUGGGUCCCACGGCCUCGGAGGGAGGAAGGUCCCGGGUUCUCAGUUCCGUUGAUACCGGGAGACCGAGGCCCCGAGUGCGACCGACCGACCGUUCGCGCGCGGUCGUCCACCCGGUGGUGUGCGGGGUCCGGUUGGACCCGCAGGGUCCGACCUGGCCGGCAGCGUCGCGGAUGGACUCUGGGCAGCCGGCCCUUUGGCCCCCUGGCUCCGCCGUCUCCUCAUUGCAGAGCCCAGUGACCUUCGAGGACCUGGCCGUAUUCUUCUCCAAGGAGGAGUGGGGGCUCCUGGAUGAGGCUCGGAGGCGCCUGUACCGCGACGUGAUGCUGGAGAUCUUCGAGCUCAUGGCCUCACUUGGUUGUUGGCAUGAAGUGGAAGACGAGGAGGUCUGUUCCAAGCAGAACGUUUCUGUAGAAGGGGUCUCCCAGGUCAGGAUCCCCAAUACACAUCCUUACACUGAGAAGACUGCUGCCUGUGACAUGUGUGGCCCAUUUAUGAAAGACAUUUUGCACCUCGAUGAGCAACAAGGAACGCAUCCUGAGGAGACCCCCCACACGUGUGGAGCAUGUGCAAGGAGGUUUUGGCUCAAUGCAAACCUUCCCCAGCGCCAGGAGGAGCGCAGUGGAGAGAAGUCCUGCAGGUGGGACAAGGACAGGGAUGCAUCUGUGAAGAGUGCUGUAGUCUCCCUAUCAGAAAAGCCCUUCAUGUGCAGGGAAGGUUGGAAGGAUGUCUCAGACAGCCAUGCCCUCCGCCAGCGCCCGGCCAGCCACAGCAGUGGGAAGUCACGCAGGAGGACAGAGUGCAGGGAGGCCUUCCCACACAGUUCCCACCUUGGGCGAUCCCCAGGAGUCCAUACCACAAAGAAGCUCCUCAACCACAUGAGAACUCACUCUGAAGUGACACCAUUUAGAUGUCCAACAGUUGUAGAUUCCUUAGAGGAGAAAUCAGCCCUUGCUAAUGACCAAAAAUUCCACACUGGAGAAACAUCUCGGGUGUGUAAAGAGUGUGGGAAGGCCUGUAGUUACCCAUCGAAGCUGAGGGAGCACCAGAAAUUUCACACUGGAAUAAAACACUAUGAGAAUAGUGACUGUGGGAAAACCUUCAGCCGCAAACGCACACUUGUUCAUCACCAGAGAAUUCACACAGGAGAAAGGCCUCAUGAGUGCGGUGCAUGUGGGAAAGUCUUUAAUAACAGGUCACACCUCACUCAGCAUGAGAAAGUUCAUACCGGAGAACGGCCUUUUGAGUGCAGUGAGUGUGGAAAAGCUUUCAACAACAACUUUGACCUUGUUAAGCACCAGAGAGUUCACACUGGAGAGCGGCCUUUUGAAUGUAGUGAAUGUGGAAGAGACUUCAGGCAAAGCUCCCACCUCCUUCGACAUCAGAAAGUUCACACUGGAGAGUGGCCCUUUGGGUGCAUUGCGUGUGGGAAAACCUUUAGCACUGGCACCACCUUCAUUCAGCACCAGAGAACACACGCCAGGCAAAGGCCAUAUGAGUGCAGCAAAUGUGGGAAAACCUUCAGCCGCAGUUCCAGCCUGGUUCAGCACCGGAGGAUUCACACUGGAGAAAGGCCUUUUGAAUGCAGUGAGUGUGGAAGAACUUUUAACAAAAACUCCAACCUUGCUCAGCACCAGAGAGUUCACAGUGGAGAGCGGCCUUAUGAAUGUAGUGAAUGUGGAAGAGCUUUUAACAAAAACUCCAAUCUUGCUCAGCACCAGAGAGUUCACAGUGGAGAGCGUCCCUAUGAAUGUAGUGAAUGUGAAGUAGGCUUCAGCCGAAGAUCCCACCUCCUGAGACAUCAGAAAGUUCACACUGGAUAGUGGCCCUUGGGGUGCAGCAAAUGUGGGAAGGCCUUCAGCACUAGCACCAUCCUCACUCAGCACCAGAAAGUACACACCAGGCAAAAGCCAUACGAGUGCAGCAAAUGUAGGAAAACCUUCAGCCGCAAUUCCAGCCUGAUUCAGCACUGCAGGAUUCACACUGGAGAAAGGCCUUUUGAGUGCAGUGAAUGCCUGAGGGCCUUCAGCACCAACUCUCACCGGAUUUGUCACCAGAGAGUGCACACACAAGAAAAGCCCUACAAGUGCCGUCAGUGUGGGAAAGCUUUUAGUGAAAAAUCCACACUUGUUCAACACUAGGUAGUUCACACCAGAGAAAGGACUUACGAGUGUGGCCACUGUGGGAAAGUCUUCAGCUGCCUCUGCAGCCUUGCUCAGCAUAAAAGGAUUCAUACCUGAGAGGAGCCUUAUGGAUGUGAGUCCAACUUCAUGCAGCAGAACCACCACAGAGAAAUUACUUCAUGUACCACGGAUGUCGAGAAAACGUCAGGAGCUACUGUGCCCUUUCUGAGCAGCCGAGGAACCUGGACAGAGCUGUGUCCCCUGGAGCAGAGUCCACUUCCCAGCCUGCCUGGAUCCCAGUAUUUGCAGUGGUCAUUUGCAUACGCACGGAGAAAACAUCUUCAUGGGCCUGCCUUCCCCUUUCCCAGAGCUAAUCGGGAGUCCUGGACCCAGUGGAAUGGCUUCAUUCCCAUUGCCUCUGAGAAGGUUCAGGAAUGAACUGGGCCGGUGCUGGGGGAGGGGCCUUGAGGGAUGUCCAGUUGGGGCUCCUUGGGAAGAUGUAUGUUCCCUAAGGGUGGGUGGUAUUCCAUUGAAAAUUUUCCCACUAGUCCCAGUAUUGUUUUUCUGAUGUUAAUCUUCACAACUGCCACUAAUUUGUUUUAUUUUAUAAAACCGACAUUUUGUCUGGUCA